Molecule: messenger RNA, 1914 nt
Organism: Cololabis saira (Pacific saury)
Lineage: Eukaryota; Metazoa; Chordata; Actinopteri; Beloniformes; Belonidae
Gene: coil
Product: coilin p80
Exons: 7
Coding region: 38-1657 (539 amino acids)
Biological process (GO): spliceosomal snRNP assembly
Cellular component (GO): Cajal body
Molecular function (GO): U1 snRNA binding; U2 snRNA binding
Source: RefSeq, a predicted model, not a curated record
GCAGCAGCGUGCGGCGUGUGUUGGUUCCCCGCUCGUCAUGGCCGGUACCGGCUCCGGCUCCAUCCGCCUGCGGCUGCACUUCGACUACCCGCCCCCCGCGGCCCCGGGCUGCAGGAUGUGCUGGCUGCUGGUGGACCUGCAGGCCUGCCGCGUGGUGGCCGACCUGGAGAGCACCAUCCGGGACAGGUUCGGCUUCAGCCGCCGCAGCGUCUUCAGCCUGUUCAUCCGGGACUGCUACCUGCCGAGCACAGAGAGCAUCCACGUGGUCCGGGACGAUGACGACAUCAGGGUGAAGGUGGAGAGUCUGGCUCAGGUGAACGGACACGGCAGCCCCCCGGAGACCACCAGGGAGAAGAGCCGGAAGAGGCGGAGGGCCACGGAGGAGGACGGCCCGGGAGCUGAGGACGUGGAUGUCAAGUGCAAGAAGAAGAAAAAGAAGAAGAAAGUGCAUGAGGAAGCGGUGCUGGAGGACGCCGAGCUGGCUGCAGGUGACGGUGGGAGGAAGACUCCAGUAGGGACGCCCACGCAGAAGAAGAAGAAGAAGAAGAGGAGGAGGGAGAAGACCCCCAUCAGGGUCGACCCUCCAGUUAAAGGCAAGAAGUCCCCAGCAGCCCCAGUAAAGGGGCGGAGCCCCCCUUCCUCUGAUUCCAGCAGCAGCGAAGAUGAUGACGAUUCCAGGAAAAAGACCUCAUCCUCCACCACCCCCGCUGCCCCCAAACCCUCUCAGAAACCCCCCCGCCCCCCAUCCUCAUCCUCCUCUACCCCCAAACCAUCCCAGAAACCCCCCCGCCCCCCAUCCUCAUCCUCCUCUACCCCCGCCGCCCCCAAACCCUCCCAGAAACCCCGCCCCCCCUCCUCAUCCUCCUCAGACACCUCCUCUGACGAGGCCCCCAGUGUCAAAGCCGCCCCCCCCACUUCCACAGACCCGGCGGUUCGGCCCCCGGUCCAGACCCCGGCCGGCGGCACCGCCGACCCCCCCUCCGAAGACGAGAUCCAGCUGGUCAUCAGGAGGCCGCAGCCGCCCAGCUGGAGCCUGGCGGGCCGCCGGCCUCCGCGGGGCCGAGGCUGGCCAGGCGGUCGGGGGGGUCCAGGAGGCCGUGGGGUCCCAGGAGGCUGGGGGGGUCCAGGAGUCCCAGGAGGCCGGGGCGAUCCAGGGGGCCGAGGGGGUCCUGGUCCCAGUCCCGGACAGCAGGGACGGCCCGAGACCGGCCGGACCGCUCCGUUUCCAGGCGGCCUGGAGUCCGGCUGCAGGGCCAGGGAGCCGUCCUACCACACAGAUUCACUGAGCAACCAGUCGGUGGUGCUGCAGAACGGCGCAGAAGCGCGCCAGGAACGGGACUACAGCACCAUGCCGCUGCUGGCUGCCCCUCCCCAGGUGGGGCAGAAGAUCGCCUUCAAGUUGCUGGAGCUGACGGAGAACUACACCCCAGAGAUCUCGGAGUACAAGGAGGCGAAGAUGGUGAAGUUUGACCCAACCACCAAACAGGUGGAGCUAGAGCUUCUCCACGCUUCUAAAGUGGCGCCGGUGGAACCUGGGAAGUUCGACCUAGUCUACCAGAAUGCAGAUGGCUCAGAACAUGUGGAGUACGCCGUCACCAGAGGAUCAUGGGUGACAGAACGGUGGGAGUCGCUGGUGGAGCCAAGACUCGUCAUUUAAACCGGGAACACAGGAUUUGACGUCCAACCGUUUUGGGCAUGAUGGAUUUGCCUUUCAGGAAGUGACUUUACUUCAGGACCCUUCCGUUCUUUUCCUGGACUGGGACGUCAGGCUUUUAUGUUUUGUACAGUUACACGAGUGAGAUUCUUCUCGUAAUAAACACUUUUUCUACUAAAAUCUGGUGUGGUUUGACUGUGGAGCAAAAGUCUUGUUUUCUUAUCCUGAAAGAAAAUUGAUAAAAUACUUGGAGUUCCUGG